AUGAGAUUCGGUGCCCGGCCGCGGCUGCGCCCAGUCCAGGCGCUGCGCUCGGCCGCGGAGGAGGCUCGGCGCGGCCUCCUGGCCCUGCUGCUCGCGGUCUCCGCGCCGCUCUGGCUGCAGGCGGAGGAGCUGGGUGAUGGCUGUGGGCACAUAGUGACCUAUAAGGACAGUGGCACCAUGACAUCUAAGAAUUAUCCAGGGACAUACCCCAAUCACACUGCCUGUGAAAGGACGCUCACAGUACCGAAGGGGAAGAGAUUGAUUCUGAGGUUGGGAGAUUUGGAUAUUGAAUCCCAGACCUGUGCCUCUGACUACCUUCUCUUCACUAGCUCUUCUGAUCAAUAUGGUCCGUAUUGUGGAAGCAUGACUAUGCCCAAAGAACUUCUGCUGAAUACCAAUGAAGUAACUGUGCGCUUUGAGAGUGGAUCCCACAUUUCUGGGAGGGGUUUUUUGCUAACCUAUGCCAGCAGCGACCAUCCAGAUUUAAUAACAUGUUUGGAACGAGCUAACCAUUAUUUGAAGACAGAAUACAGCAAGUUCUGCCCAGCUGGUUGUAGAGAUAUACCAGGAGAUAUUUCUGGGAACGUGGUGCAUGGCUAUAGAGAUACCUCUUUAUUGUGCAAAGCCGCCAUCCAUGCAGGAGUGAUUGCAGAUGAAGUGGGUGGUCAGAUCAGCGUGUUUCUGCGCAAAGGGAUAAGUCGAUAUGAAGGAAUCCUGGCCAAUGGUGUUCUCUCAAGGGACGGUUCCCUGUCAGACAAGCGAUUUCUGUUUACCUCCAAUGACUGCAGCAGAUCCUUGAGUUUGGAACCUGACAGGCAAAUCAGAGCUUCUUCUUCUUGGGAGUGGAUCAAUGAGACUGGAGAUCAGGUCCGCUGGUCUCCUGGCCAAGCCCGCCUUCAGGACCAAGGCCCGUCGUGGGCUUCAGGGGACAGGAGCAAGAACCACAAACAGCGAGAGUGGCUAAGGAUAGAUUUGGGAGAGAAAAAGAAAAUAACAGGAAUUAGGACCACAGGAUCCACACAGUCAAAUUUCAACUUCUAUGUAAAGAGUUUUGUAAUGAGCUUCAGAAACAACAACUCCAAGUGGAAGACCUAUAAAGGAAUUGUGAAUAAUGAAGAAAAGGUGUUUCAGGGCAACUCUAAUUUUCGGGACCCUGUGCGGAACAAUUUCAUCCCUCCCAUUGUGGCCAGAUACGUGCGCGUCAUCCCCCAGACAUGGCACCAGAGGAUAGCCUUGAAAGUGGAGCUCCUUGGCUGCCAGAUUGCACCGAGCAUGACUCAGGAUAAUGACUCACUGGUGUGGCACAAAACAAGUGUGGAUACUGUUGGUUCAACGGAAGAAGAAGAUGAGACAAUCUCAAAGCCCAUCCCCGUUGAAGAAAUGCCCAAAGGAUUAAACAUCACAACUAUUGUUAUUCCACUGGUGCUCUUCUUCGUGCUGGCUGCUGGAGUGGGAAUCUUUGCAGUCCUUAGAAAGAAGAAGAAGAAAGGAAAUCCUUAUGGGUCAUCUAAGGCUCAGAAAACAGACUGUUGGAAGCAGAUCAAGUAUCCCUUUGCCAGGCAUCAGUCAGCUGAGUUUACCAUCAGCUACGAUAAUGAAAAGGAGAUGACACAAAAGUUGGAUCUCAUCACCAGUGACAUAGCAGAUUACCAGCAGCCUCUCAUGAUUGGCACCGGGACGGUCACCAGGAAGGGCUCCACCUUCCGGCCGAUGGACACCGAGGCGGACGCAGCGGGACCGGGUACCGAGGCCGGCGGCCACUACGACUGCCCCCUGCCGGCCGGCCGCCACGAGUACGCACUGCCCUUGACCCACGCCGAGCCCGAGUACGCCACGCCCAUCGUGGAGCGGCACCUGGCCCGCGCGCACACCUUCUCGGCGCGGAGCGGCUACCGCGUGCCGGGGCCCCGGCCGGCGCACAAGCACUCCCUCUCCUCCGGUGCCUUCUCCCCAGCCGCCGGCUACCAGCGGCCGCCGAGCCCCGCGCCCGCGGAGCCGGGCUACGACCAGCCCAAGGGCUCAGCCGCGGGGCGCGACCCUCCCGACUCUCAGAAGCCCCAGGUCAGCCCCGCGAGCAGCGCUGCCUACUUGGCCCCCAGAGACUGCCUCAGACCCCUCAACCCGACGGCCAUGACCGCUCUUCUGUGAACACACACACUGUGAACGAAACUGCUGCUGCGGUACUGAGCGCCGGGCCGCGCCGCCCUGGAAGCCGAUGCGCUCGGGAGAGUGUGCCUGCGAGUGUGGUGUGUGCGCGUGCGUGUCUGCGCGGUGGAACAGGAUCCUGCGGGGGAGUCGGAGAUCCCCCCCGUCCACACUGUUUACAGAAUUGUGCAGCUGGUUUUGUUGUGACCCUGAGGGCCAGCGUCUGUUGGGUUUUGUGGGCUAGAAAAAUGAAUAUUUUUCAGAUGGCGUUUUCAUUUCUCUAACUGUGAUACUGAGCUGCUUCGGUGUAAAAUGUGCAAUCUGUACAGAGUUGUAUUUAACAAGAAUUAAAGUAACUUAAGUUUGCUUUAGCAGAUUUUCGUUCUGCCGGGAGGUUAAGUGGGAGAAUGCAGCUGUUGCAAAAACAUAUAAUAGUAUGUUCACUUUUUAAAUAUAUUUUAUCUGAUACUGUGUUAGCAGCAGGUCUGUUUAAACUUAAUCUUGUUGUUAUUAUGGCUCAUUUCCUUUCCUUUGAUAUGGAAAACUAAAAGCAUUGUUAACAUUCUUCUCCUGGAAGGAAUGAAAUUACUUGAAGCCUGACAAGCACACCAGGGUGGUGGUUUGCGAUUACCACUGUAGAUUAACAAGAACAAGCAAAAUACUGGCACCUCGGCAGCUGCCGGUUCCUGAGACCCCACUUCAGGUGGGGAUGUGCAGCGGCCUGUCAAGGUGUGCAAGGACCAGGUCUCUGGCCUGCUGGGGACCUCACUUCCCUCAGCCUGCGGAACCUGGCCCUCUGAGCAGCUGGCCUUCCUGACACUUUGCUUCCUGUUCACCUCAGGCCUGGCAGAUAACUCACUUUCACAUGCAAAUCUGCCUUUUCAAACUGUCUGCAAAGCCUACUGCUGAGACUUAGAGCAACCAAAACUGCUCUCUCAACAGAGUGAAGGUGGCACAGCAAUUACGCUAUAAAUUACUGUGUCAGAUGCUUUUGUACCUCAGAUGAAAAAUACUGCUGAGGUCAGACGCCCACACUUUUCAUGACUUUCAUCGGAAACAGCACAUUGUACUAUUUGAAACACAAAAAAGUUAUUUGAAGUGUGUUAUUAAAGGUGACUGAAGCCAAAUCUACAUAGAGCUUUUUCUACGGAGAUGGCUGGAAACAGCUAAUUUUGUAAGAAAAAAAUUUUCCCUCAAGUAGGUGUCUGUAAUUCCAGAUUGGCCCUGACUUCAGCUGUAUCUCAUUGUCCAGUGGUUUUAUCUGAGUUUACUUUGUUAAGUUCACUGUGGGCAGGAGGGCGGGGGGCAGUGUGCAAAUUUAACCUCUUUUGUCAAAGAGGAAAGUGUAUGUUUUUGUUAUGUGGACCAAAAAAUUCUUUCCCUAAAAAUGUGUAAUGCUAGUUGUAUGACACUUUCUGUGAUACUGAGGUGCUGGAAGGUCACAGCAGAUUAUCUGUGGUUACUGUGGAGGACAAACCACUUACCAUGUGAGUUUACAUGGUUUUCUAUGCAUACUAAUUGUAAUAAACUAUGCCAAACCAAUGUA
This is a messenger RNA of Odocoileus virginianus texanus, 3691 nucleotides long. It is a transcript of the gene DCBLD1, whose product is annotated as discoidin, CUB and LCCL domain containing 1. Gene Ontology annotation, molecular function: signaling receptor activity. The record is from RefSeq and is a predicted model, not a curated record. Gene Ontology annotation, cellular component: plasma membrane. Lineage: Eukaryota; Metazoa; Chordata; Mammalia; Artiodactyla; Cervidae.